Molecule: messenger RNA, 814 nt
Organism: Sardina pilchardus (European sardine)
Lineage: Eukaryota; Metazoa; Chordata; Actinopteri; Clupeiformes; Clupeidae
Product: multiple epidermal growth factor-like domains protein 8
Exons: 5
Coding region: 200-814 (204 amino acids)
Source: RefSeq, a predicted model, not a curated record
CAUGGCCAACUUCCAUAGCUGAAUUACUGUAGUCUCCUCCUAGUGAAGACCUCCAGUUGGGUGCGUAAUGCUGCAGCGAGUCUGUACACAGUAGCUACACAGCAGGUCGCACACGGGCGCACGCAUACGCGCUUGGUCUAACGGUUGCCAGCCGUGAGCAUCUCAACCACUUCAUCCACCUCAUCUCCCACGUCAGAGGAUGAUCGUCCUUGUCCUAGCCCCUUUGUGGAUGGGACUGCUCAGCUGGGUUCCAGGCUGCCUGGCAUGUGACAGGAGCGAUGGCACGUGUUUCCAUCAGUGCCAGGGCCGUUCGGUGGUGCUCUCUUCCUCCUCCUCGCCGCUGCCACUCUCCUCCUCUCUGGGCUGGCACCGCGCGGUGGGCGAGUAUGGUGUCCAGAGUGGCGUGGGCCUCUCCCACUGCCUGUGGGUGCUGUCCGUCUCCCAGGACCUGGUGCCCUGUGCGCCUGGCCAGUCCUGCCCACCCAUGGCCCUCACGCUCCACCCGGACUCCCACACACAGUGCAGCAAUUCCUUUGUUUACGUGUUUGACGGUCUUCCGCGCAUCCUGGGAAAUGGCGUGGUGCACUCCGACCACAACCUGAUUGGAGCAUUUUGUGGCACGACCCGCACUCAGCCAAUCACAGUGGAGGCCACCUCUGGCAUUAUCUCCGUCUACUUUGAGGCCAACGUCUCCUCCACCCAGUCGCAGGGCUUCAACGCCUCCUUCUGGGUACGGCGCUGUGAAGAAGGGGCUUCUGGGAAGGAGGAGGCGGCGGACGAUGCCUCGUCGUGUCCAGCCGGUUCUCUUCACUGA